CGGGCGGGGGGCGGCGCGGCGCGGACACGAGCCGGAGCAGCAGCGGCCGCGGCGCCGCAGGGACCAGCGGCCCAGGGUCGGUCUGGGCUUCUAGCAGCCGCCCCGUCCCUCACGCGGCAGGGGGAAGAUGCCCGAGCAAAGCAACGACUACCGCGUGGUGGUGUUUGGCGCGGGCGGUGUGGGCAAGAGCUCACUGGUGCUGCGCUUCGUGAAGGGCACGUUCCGCGACACGUACAUCCCCACUAUUGAGGACACCUACCGGCAGGUGAUCAGCUGUGACAAGAGCGUCUGCACGCUGCAGAUCACGGACACCACCGGCAGCCACCAGUUCCCGGCCAUGCAGCGCCUGUCCAUCUCCAAGGGCCACGCCUUCAUCCUGGUCUUCUCGGUCACCAGCAAGCAGUCGCUGGAGGAGCUGGGGCCCAUCUACCAGCUCAUCGUGCAGAUCAAGGGCAGCGUGGAGGACAUCCCCGUCAUGCUGGUGGGGAACAAGUGUGACGAGACGCAGCGGGAGGUGGACACCCGCGAGGCCCAGGCCCUGGCCCAGCAGUGGAAGUGCGCUUUCAUGGAGACGUCCGCCAAGAUGAACUACAACGUCAAGGAGCUCUUCCAGGAGCUGCUGACGCUGGAGACCCGCCGCAGCAUGAGCCUGAACAUCGACGGCAAGCGCUCCAGUAAGCAGAAGCGGACAGACCGCAUCAAGGGCAAGUGCACCCUCAUGUGAGCCGCUGCCCGCCGCCCGCCCCGCCGCCUCCGCCCGCGCCUCCUGCUCCUCCACUCUCCCGUCCGCCUCUCGGCUGGGGAAACCGAGGCUGCCUGGCCAGCGGGCGGCAGGGCUGGGCUCCCCCGGCCCCUCACAUCGCUAUGCCCUCCUCCCCACCCGCCCCCUGCCCUGUCUGGACCCCCACAGCCAAGCGGCCCCUCAACCCACGGGGGGGGGGGUGGGGAGCAGGCAGCCAGAGGAGCUGCGCGUCCCAGCGGGGACCAGAGAGGCCAUCUCUCCUCCACCGCCGCCGAGGACCCAUCUCUGUCCCCCACCCUGAGUGUCCCCAGCCAGAUCCGUGCCCCUCCCCCCCUUUGAUCACUGUGACCUUCCGGGGGAGGGGCGUCCAAGUGCACAUGGACCUCAGAGUGUGGUGUUUUUCUCUUCUUGGUGUUCGACCUGCAGCCAGUCUCACCCAGACCCUCAUGACCUCUGACCUGUGCCCCCUCCCUGGGCCCCGGGAACACCCAUCCUGUCCCUGUCCACUCACCUCGGUGGAGGGGCCCGUGGGAUGGGCCUCAGGCCACCAGGCAAUAACCAUGGGGCCUGUAGGGGCACCCCUGCCAGCCCCAGUAGCACCCCUCGACCAGCAGACAGCCACAGCACAACCCCUGGGACUGUCCAGCCAGGACUGCCCGAGGGGCAGAUGGGCCCUGGGGCCUGAGUGUGAAGGUUUCCCCGGACACUGUGCCCUGGGGAUGUGCCCUUCCUUUGAGGCACAGAUGCUGGAGUGGUGGUGCUGGGCCUGGGCACUGAGCGCAGGGUGCCGGGGCCGGCCAGGGCCUGUCAGCUAAGGCCCUGUCCAGAGGAGGCGAUGGCACUCCACACCAGCAGGACCUGAGGGGGCUCCAGGUGGAAGGCCGCCCUGUCCCCUCCUCCACCCAGGAAGCGUUGCCCAAGUCUGGGGCACCUGCAGCCUCAAGGUUCGGGGUGUCUCUGUGAGACCGUCUGGGCCACUCCACUCAAGUGACUCCCCGGGGGCUGUGUCCUUCAGGAAGGACACUGCGGGAGGGUGCGUGGGUGGUGGUGCCUGUGCGUGUCUGUCGUUUGGACGGCGUGUCUGCAGCCUGCGUGAAGCAAAGGUGUAGUGCGUGUGGCGUGGACGGUGCCCGUGUGUGGGGCCGGCUGAGGGGUGUCUGCUGAACCGUCUGUCCGUAUGGGCACAGUUGUCUGGGGGGUGCCCGACGUGGUCUAUCUGUGAUCCUGUUUUUCUGACUCUCUGAGGGUCACCUGUCCACUCUCGUCUGUGGCAAGCUGACUUGUGGCUGCAGGACAAACUGGACCCCGGCAAGCCAUCGCCAGGGCAGCCACCCGGAG
This is a messenger RNA of Urocitellus parryii (Arctic ground squirrel), 2080 nucleotides long. RefSeq names its product DIRAS family GTPase 1 (gene Diras1). The record is from RefSeq and is a predicted model, not a curated record. Gene Ontology annotation, biological process: signal transduction. Gene Ontology annotation, molecular function: GTPase activity; GTP binding. Gene Ontology annotation, cellular component: membrane. NCBI's taxonomy places the organism in Eukaryota, Metazoa, Chordata, Mammalia, Rodentia, Sciuridae.